Messenger RNA from Nezara viridula (southern green stink bug), 1770 nucleotides. Lineage: Eukaryota; Metazoa; Arthropoda; Insecta; Hemiptera; Pentatomidae. The record is from the annotation of a GenBank genome assembly.
AUGACUGCAGUAAUGGCUAAUGGAAAUUGGGAUCCAUCUUUAUCAGGGCUUUUGGCCUCGCUGGAAGAAUCACGUCGGCAAUUGCCUAGUUCUGAAGAAGAAUUUGGGUUUUUGAGUGGACUACUUCAGUCCAAAGAAUUGCAUGCAUUAGUUAAAGUUCAUAAUAAAAUAUUGGAAAAUGGGAAGGAUGAUAAGCUCAAUCCUGUUUUAUCAAGUUCAAUGCAAGUUGCUGUCGAAGUACUAGAAGUUAUCCUACCUAGGCUUGGUAGGAGUGAAUUGUGUAAAGAGCUGUUUCUUCUUCUACAGAAGCCGCAUUUACAGGGAUUGAUGUGUGCCCAUGAUGCAGUCGCUCAGAAAGAUUAUUUUCCCAGGCUUCCAGAAAUACCAUUAGAUGUGGAAGAAGAUGAAGAGACAAUCAAAAUAGUACAGCUUGUUAAAAGCAAUGAACCACUGGGUGCAACAAUUAAAAGUGAAGAUGACACUGGUAAGAUAGUAAUUGCUCGGGUCAUGCACGGAGGUGCUGCUGAUAGGUCUGGGCUCAUCCAUGUUGGCGAUGAAGUUGUCGAGGUAAAUGGUAUCAAUGUGGAGGGGAAAACUCCUAAUGACGUACUUGCCAUUCUUCAAGCAUCAGAGGGGACCAUAACUUUUAAACUGGUGCCUGCGGAUGGAAGAUCUGGUUGUAGGGAGAGUAAAGUGAGAGUAAGAGCUCAUUUCGACUACUCUGCAUCUGCCGAUCCUUAUAUUCCAUGUAAGGAAGCAGGUCUUGACUUUCUUAAAGGAGAUAUUCUUCACAUUGUCAGUCAGGAUGAUGCUUACUGGUGGCAGGCUAGAAAGGAAGGUGAUAGAAAUAUGAGAGCUGGUCUCAUCCCUAGUCGGGCACUUCAAGAAAGAAGAAUUCUCCAUGAAAGACAACAGGAAGAUAAAACAGACAGUGAAGGUACCAACUUAGAGGGCGAAAUAUGCACUGGAGUGAAGUGUGUAGGAGCUGAGCGGCUCCUUCCGUCUCCUUGCUCCUCAACAUCGCACUGCUCUAGGCCACCAAAAAUUAAAAAGAUCCUUUAUGAUCUGACAGAAGCAGACGACUUCAUGCGUGAGGAGGUGGCUACAUACGAAGAAGUGGCUAAGUUGUACCCUCGUCCUGGGCUCUACAGGCCAUUGGCUCUAGUUGGACCACCUGGUGUUGGGCGCAAUGAACUUAAACGGAGGUUGAUUUCUACCGAUCCUAGUAAAUAUAGAUCUCCUGUUCCAUUUACAACCAGAAGUAUUCGACCUGGUGAAAUAGAAGGUAAAGAUUACUACUUUGUCUCACGAGAAGUUAUGGAAGAGGAUGUUGCUGCUGGGAAAUUCAUUGAAUAUGGAGAAUAUAAAGGAAAUCUGUAUGGAACUUCUGUUGAAAGUGUUCUUUCUUUAAUAAAUGCAGGUUAUGUCUGCAUUCUUAGUCCACAUUAUCAGGCUUUGAAGAUGAUUCGUACAGCCCAAAUCAAGCCUUACAUUAUUUACAUCAAACCGCCUUUGUUUGACACGCUCAAAGAAACUCGCACUGCCGCAUAUGCUAGAUCUACUUUUGAUAAGGAAAAUUCUCGAGGUUUUACGGAUGAUGAAUUAAGAGAAAUGAUUCAUCGUGGUAGAAGGAUAGAAUUCAUGUUUUCACACUUUUUUGAUGAAGAAAUCGUCAAUGCCGAUUUAUCUUCUGCAUUUGAAUCUCUCGUUAGAAUAGCUAUAUCAGUUGAAACAGACCCACAGUGGGUACCUGCGUCAUGGGUUCAGUGA